This is a messenger RNA of Phytophthora nicotianae INRA-310, 1794 nucleotides long. RefSeq lists its product as hypothetical. The transcript has a single exon. Bases 122 to 1657 code for a protein of 511 amino acids. Gene Ontology annotation, cellular component: membrane. Lineage: Eukaryota; Oomycota; Peronosporomycetes; Peronosporales; Peronosporaceae. The record is from RefSeq and is a predicted model, not a curated record. Gene Ontology annotation, biological process: carbohydrate transport. Gene Ontology annotation, molecular function: symporter activity.
UACAAAGUUCAGAACCUCAUUGUCCACACUAUAUCCGUCCUUCCCCCCUCCACCACCGGCACGCGGACGCAGACAGAUCUGGUCGCGUCAUUCCUUCACUCGCAGCCUCCCACUCAAGCUAAUGGCCGACAUCAAGUGGACGCCGGUGCGCUAUCUCUCGUAUGGCGUGGGCCAUGUGCUCAACGACAUGUGCGCGUCUACAUGGUUCUCCUAUCUCCUCGUCUUCCUCCUUCACGCCGUGGAUAUGUCCCCCGUGGACUCGGCCGUCGUCAUGUUCUGCGGCCAGAUCGCCGAUGGGCUCGCCACUCCAUUGGUCGGGGUCUUCUCGGACAGAUCUUCAGGCCUCCCGUGGCUGGGCUUGGGUCGUCGCAAGACGUGGCUCGCCAUUGGCUCAGUAUUAGUCAUCCUGUGCUUCUUCUUCGUCUUUGGUGCUUGCGCUCCCCGCUGGUUCUCGGACUCCCCGAGUCGAAUGGUCCUGCUCGUCUACUACAGCGCUGCCGCCAGUAUCUUUAACGUCGGGUGGGCCACAGUUCAAGUCUCACAUAUGGCCAUGGUUCCCGAGUUAUCAGAUGACGAUAACGUCCGCUGCGUUCUUAACAGCACUCGUUACGCCUUCACAAUUUUGUCAAAUGUGUUGGUGUUUUGCGUCUUCUUAGUGCUGCUAAGAGUCGUAUCGCCACUGGGGGUCCCCGAUGCAGAGAAAUUCACUCUAUUAGCGUACACUUCGCUGCUUGUUGGAGGUAUCUGCACUGUCGUGUUCCUAACUGGAACCCCGGAGAAGGUUACAGUGGAGAAGAAAGAGAAAGAUCCAGCGGAAAUACUGGCUCAGAGUCCUGUUAUGGCGGAUCUAGAAGGACGAGGACACAGUGCCUUCCCAUGUGAAGGAGACUUGGAUGUCCCUGCUGUGGAGGUAGUGGGCACGUCGGAUCACAUGACGUGGAGCUGCUGGUUCAAACUCGGUAUGUUUUACGAAGUUGGACUGGUCUACAUGUGCACGAGACUCGUCGUCAAUGUGACGCAGGUCUUUAUCUCGUUCUACCUCAUUGUGACGCUACAGAUGUCGGCCACGUCGAUCGCCAUUGUACCGUUGUUAGUCUAUCUAUCGGGAUUUCUAGCGACAUUUUUCUUACGAUACUUGAACGAGUCGCUAGGACGUACGGGAUCCUUUGCAUUGGGUGCUGGUCUGAUAGUCGUGGCGUUGGUACUGUCGUACUUCUUAACUCCAGAGACAGCAACGUGGGUGUACCCAUUCUCGAUCGUUUUGGGUAUGGGUAACUCUAUUAUCAUGGUCACGUCGGUGUGUCUGACUGGAGAUCUGGUCGGCAAUAACGUUGAAAGUGGGGCUUUUGUGUACGGCGCUAUGAGCUUCACGGACAAGAUCUCAAACGGCAUCGCUAUUCUGUUUAUUCAGAAUACACGCCAGCAGCUGCAAGACUUACCGGACCAAGAUAGCGAGUUUUUGCGACAGGUGUAUUGUAUCUUGCCUUCACUUGCUGCGCUUGUUGGACUCUGCACCGUCAUGUUCAUGACGCACUGCAGUGGGUCCGGCGACAGAAGACGACGCAAAGUGGAGAGUGCGUCCAGUAGCACAGCAGACGAAACGGAGAUUCUCCUCGUGAACGAGGAAGCGAAGGCUACCGGAUAUGGGUCGAUUUAGUUUUCGUGAUUUUGUCUCGUGCAGGCUCGACUGAAGAAACCGACGGGCGCCGUUAUGGUUAGAAGUAGCGCAGCUUCUCGGUUUAGUCAGGAUAUUGCUAAGCAACUCGGUAAUGACACUUUUCAUUUGUUUUUUUU